AUGCCGCCCCACGACCCUGCGCGGGAGACGGCGUGGUUGGACGGCCUGCGCGGCAUGGCCGCCUUCCUGGUCAUGUCCUACCAUUUCAACCUCAACUGGUUCUUCCCGGCCCUCGUCGAAGAGCCCUGGGGCGCCAACAUGGCCGACCACGGCUGGGACCUCUGGCGGAUGCCCUUCCUGCGUCUCUGGAUGUGCUCGGGGCACACCCAGGUCAGCAUCUUCUUCGUGCUGUCCGGCUUCGUGCUGUCCUGGUCCCCGUUGAACUCGAUCCGCAAUAAGAAUUACGAUAAGUUAUACAAGGGCCUGGGGUCGUCGGCCUUCCGGCGUUGGAUCCGUCUCUACCUGCCCACGGUGCCCAUCGCCUUCUGGGAGUGCCUGGAGCUGUACUUCGGAUACCGGGAGAUCGGCAGCAAGCAGCGCGAGUCCAACUUCUUCCUGCAGCUGUGGGACUUCAUCAAAUCGUGCGAGCAGUACGCCAACCCGCUCGACUUCAACCGGAACCAAUGGUCCUCGCUGCACCCGUACGACUGGACCAUGUGGACCAUCCCGUACGAGUUCGCCGGCUCGCUCCUGGUCUUCUUCAUCCUGCUCGCCGUGGGCCGCAUCCACAACUACGGCCGCCGCACCAUCGCCAUCAGCAUCAUCGUCGCCUACUGCGCCGCGCGCGCCGAGUGGAGCUUCUGGCUGUUCAGCAACGGGAUCCUCAUCGCGGACUACGUGCGCGAGCACGGCGGCUUCCACAAGCUCUCCGAGAAGCAGACCACCACCUCCCUCAUCGGCUGGUCGACCUUACUCGUCGUCGCGCUCUGGAUCGGCGGCGUCCCCGCGCCCUUCACCUCGCUCUACACCCGCCCGGGCUACGACUGGCUCGACAGCAUCACGCCCAAGAACUGGAUGGAGGUCGAGGGCGGCGGCCGGCUGUGGUGGAACAUCGCCGGCAUCCUCAUCAUCUUCAGCUGCUGCCACCUGUCCGGGGUGCGGCGGGUGUUUGAGCACGGCGCGGUGCGCUACCUCGGCCGUAUCAGCUACAUGAUGUACCUGACCCACCGCAUCGUGCUGGAGCCCGCGCUGCGGCCGUUCCGCGACUGGGUGAUCCCGCUCUUCGGCCGCGACGGCUACAUCGACCUGCCGGGCGACAACGGCUCGCCCUACCACUGGCUGGUGACCGUCGCGCUGUACCUCACGCUGUGGGCCGUGAUCGGCCCGACGGCCAUCCUGACCGCGCACUGGUGCGAGCGCCUGUUCGACGCCCCCAGCGUGAAGUUCGCCAAGUGGGUCGACGACCGCUUCAUGACCGGCCUGACCAAGCGCGACGACUCCCAGGCCGCCCGCGACGCCCCCGGCCUGCCCACCCACCACGACGACGUCCGACGCCGGGACGCCGGCGCCCCCGCCCCUGCCCCCUACCGCGACGAAGACCCGCGGGCUCACGCGGACGGAGGCCCCGUGGAGGAGGAGCACAAGGAGCACGUCGAGCUGGCGGACCUGACGCCGCGCGCGGAGGACGAGGCGCCGGCGCCGCAGCAGCAGCAGCAAGAGCGGUCGCUGGUAUGA
This is a messenger RNA of Dissoconium aciculare CBS 342.82, 1554 nucleotides long. Its product is annotated as acyltransferase, class 3. NCBI's taxonomy places the organism in Eukaryota, Fungi, Ascomycota, Dothideomycetes, Mycosphaerellales, Dissoconiaceae. The transcript has a single exon. Gene Ontology annotation, cellular component: membrane. The record is from RefSeq and is a predicted model, not a curated record. Gene Ontology annotation, molecular function: acyltransferase activity, transferring groups other than amino-acyl groups. Gene Ontology annotation, biological process: polysaccharide biosynthetic process. The coding region runs from base 1 to 1554 and encodes 517 amino acids.